Messenger RNA from Prosopis cineraria, 1586 nucleotides. RefSeq lists its product as uncharacterized. The record is from RefSeq and is a predicted model, not a curated record. Gene Ontology annotation, molecular function: protein binding. The transcript is spliced from 6 exons. NCBI's taxonomy places the organism in Eukaryota, Viridiplantae, Streptophyta, Magnoliopsida, Fabales, Fabaceae. Bases 25 to 1287 code for a protein of 420 amino acids.
AGUAAGAGAGAAAUAGAGAAGGCUAUGGAUUUGGGUAGUGAUGUAGAGAAGAAGAUUAAGUUUGACCCUAAAAUGGAAACGCCACAAGAAUAUGCUUUAUACUGCAACUGGGUUUCCUUCAAGAUCUUCUUCCAUAAAGACCCCAAAGCCCUCAUCCAGACCUUCGAUCUCGCCGGAAAUACUGCCAUCCACGUCUCCACCCGGUCCGACGACCCCGACCUCAUCCGACAACUCCUCGACAUGCUUCCUGACGACGGGGAUCGCCGGCAAGCGCUGAGGAUGGGGAAUGCUCACAACAACACGCUUCUUCAUCAGGUCAUUUUCUGCAACAAUCUAAAGAUGGUCGAAACCGUGCUCAACUCCGAGAUGGACAAGAAGCUAAAGAAGACUAAUGAUGAUGAAGAUGAUCUAUUGGAGCUGCUGAACGACCUCGGUGAAACGCCGCUGUAUAGGGCCGCCAAGUGCGGACGGCUGAGGAUGUUGAAGCACAUGGCCGGAUUAGUGGAUGAUAUGAAGAAGCAUUUUCACAGGCGACAGCCAAAACUAGACAUCACUUCCAUUCUUCACAUCGCUAUAAUUGGCCAACAUUUUGAUGUGGCAGUUUGGCUGUCGAAAAAGGAAGGGAUAGAGAAAGUAGCGUUCGAGAACGAUGGGAACAAAUUGACGUGUCUUCAAUUGCUUUCCAGAAUGCCUUCUGUUUUCCAGAGCUAUAAUUCCCAGUCUGGUUUCAUCCACAACCUCAUUUAUGCUUUUCUUCCAGACAAAGGUUAUGAUGAUGAAGAUGAAGAUAAUGGAUUUAUGAGAGGGAAGGGAGAUUUAGAAACUGGAAAAAACAAGCUCAAGAAACAAAUCUCAUUACGUUCUGUUUUCUCAAGGAUUUGCUACACUCUCUGGAAAAUUAUCGCCAAAGAAUGGGAUAUUGUGAAAGAAAUCUGGGAGAGGAAGAAGAAACACAGGUUGGCAGAGUUACUAGCGGACUUCUUAGUAAGCCAGGACAACUCAUGGAUGGAAACAAAACAUGGAGAACCUCCAACCGAGGUUGUCCUGUCAGUGAUUCAACCCUCCAAUGUCACCGCCACGAAGAAAUUAGCCAUGCUCGAAAAGACCCACUCGCUCGAGAAACCCAUCCCUUGCAAGGAUUACACGCCAUUGCUGCUAGCAGCGAGCACAGGUAUCGUGGAGAUCGUCAAGAGGAUCAUCGAGCUUCAUCCAGACGCCAUCUCUCACAUUAGCCAACACGACGAGCAGAACGUGCUUCACGUCGCCGUCAAGCAUCGUCAGAAAUAGAUCUAUAAGCUGUUCAAGAAAUAUGGAGCUCUCAGAUGGUUGGGUUGUCAGAUGGCAAAUCAAGGUCAGACUCUAUUGCACCAGGUUGCGGGGAUGGAUUAUUAUGAUGGAGGCAAUCAGCUUGGUGUUGUGUUUCAACUUCAGGACGAGCUACGUUGGUUCGAACGAGUGAAGAGAAUAGUACCUUCUCCUUACCAGUUAUAUUGCAACGACAAUUACUUAACAGUAAGAGAGCUUUUUGAUUUAGAGCAUUUAGAAAUGCUAAAGGAAGCCCAAGAAUGGAUCAAGGGGACAGCUCA